GCGCUUCGUGCUGGUGCGCGCCAUGCAUCCACAGGUGGAAGGCCGUAUGUCAACAUGCACCACGGAAGUCCUGCUGAGGCGAAGGCUGAGGUGCCUUGACAAGGAAGCCUGCAGCGCGAUGCUCCGGCCAAGUGUCGGCCGAGGGGACGUGGUGCAGCACAUUAUGACCUUCGUCGAUCCGGAGCGGCCGUUAGCGGACACAGCAGUGGGGGGCAAGAUGUUUCAAGACACAGGCUCUGCAAAUUUGGACUUGUUCUUUCAGUCAGUCCCUCAAGGGAAGCCACAGGAAAACGUGCAGCUGAAGGGGCUGUUGGACAAGGCCUGGGAUGAAAGCCCAGAGGUUUGCUUGAAGCAGAUCUUCUUGCUUGGCUCCCGAGAUGGCAAGCAGGACCGGUAUUCGUUCUACGAUGCCAUGGUUUGGCUCUGGCACAAGGAUCCGGCCACGCUCCUCGCCAACUUGCAGUUGGUUCCCGAGUGCAACUAUUGGAAGGGACUGCUGGAGGUCUUGGCGCGCAUUUGCGAGGGCCCGGCCCGGAGCUUACAGCGAGACUUGGCGCUCUACAGCCAUUACAAGCGCUGCAAGGAUGCACAAGCGGACUGCAAGUACCGGAAGAGGGACGCAGGACUCGGCGAGGACGGCAACUUUCGCCCAGGCUCCCGAUUGGAGAUGGCAGCAGAAGCGUUGAAGCGCUACGACAGCGACCCAGUCUUCCGAGCGCUUUUCGAGCGAGUUGGACAGCUUUUCGCUGACCAGCUGCGCUUGGAUUUGGCUGCGAUGCGCAGAGGCCAGAGGGUCAGCCUCUGCGCAAAGUGGUGCCCGCUGCUCUACCACUCCUUCGAUCGGCGGACCCUGAUUUGUGAGGGCAUUGCCCGAUGGCUCUUUCCUGCUAGCUUACCGCAGUUUGCAGGGUGCACCGAACGGCAGUAUGCCUACAGGGCCCGUGAUCUGUUGCGGAAGCAGCUGUCCGAGCUUGGCGAGUACAUGAAGCUCCCGGAGCGGCUAAUGUGCCAACAGCGUUGGGGCGAGAUCCACUACAAAGCGCUCCCUGCGGCCUGCCUCACCAAGCAUGCCAAGAGCUUUGAGAAGCACGACCCCGUCCGCUUCCGAGAGUUCAUGGACAAGGUCGAGUGUGGCAAGGUCCGGGUGAACACAGGCGCCCUCCAGCCACACGAGAUCCUGAGGCGCGCGAAAGCGUCUGGCACUUCCGAGAAGAUACUGGCGCAGGGACAGUGGCGGGCUAUGGUGGACCGUGUCCGUGAAGCUGGUCAACUGCAAGACUGCAUUGCUGUAUGUGAUGUCUCCGGCUCCAUGUCGUGGUGUGAGGCUGCACCUGGCGUUACUCCUAUGGAUGUGGCCAUCGCUUUGUCUCUGCUGGUGGCCGAGCUUGCUUCUGGGCUUUUGGCUGAGCAGGUCAUCACGUUCCACGAGUCACCAACGAUGGCAGCACUUCCAGCCACCUCGAACCUUGCGGAGCUUGUGGACUUCAUGCGGCGGUUGCCCGCAGGUGGAAGGACCAAUUUCCACAAGGUCUUUGAGCUGCUGUUGGAAAAACAGGCAUUGCCCAGGAAGAUCCUGGUGUUCUCUGAUAUGCAAUUUGCUGCUGCCGGUGGCAACUCCACGGUCUUGCGGCAGAUUCAGGAGAAGUACCGCCAAGCAGGCCGGACAAUGCCGGAGCUGGUGUUCUGGAAUCUCGUCGGAAGCUCAGGCGCGCCGGCUCUGGCCACGGAUGCUGGCGUCGUCCUCAUGUCCGGCUUCUCCUCGCGCAUGCUGAAGAUGGUCACGGAGUCUGGGCAAAAUCCGCUGGCUGCCUUUAGCAAGGCGCUGGACAACCCGCUCUGCGCUAAGGUGCGUGUGGUCCAGGAUGCCGCUGAUGCCCAGGAGCUCCUCGCCGGCCCUGAGCCCUCCCAGCAUCCCUUCGCUGCCGACUCGGCCGAGGUGGCCCAGGCUACAGCGGGUGGUGCGGCAGGAUUGCCGACGAAGCGGCGGCGCGCGCAGCGGGCCGUCAUGGCAAAGCUGGCCACGCUGCCGUGCCGUGUUGCUGAGGCAGCCCUUGUCGGCAAGGGUGGUGAGAGGAUCCGGCAGCUAAGGAAGGCGCUGCAGGACCGCAUGUGCCAAAGCUUGGAUGCUGGUCGCUUCCGGUUCUGGCUGGAUGUCCAGAACCGCAGCUUAUUAGCCACAGUGGAGGCAGCAGAGAGCUCCUUCACGGAGCAACAGCUUCAGACAUCCCUUGCCGAGCUGAAGUCCUUCAUCCCGCGCAAUGUGAUCUACAACAAAGUCCGCCACGCUCUGCGCAUUGACGGCCUCCCAGUACCACGCCGGGUCUCUGCUGUGUUGGGCUCGCUGAGGAACGGAAAGGCAGUUGCCAUAUUCCUUGGACGCAGGGGUUCGAGGAUUAGGGCCUUGCAG
Messenger RNA from Symbiodinium pilosum, 2407 nucleotides. The record is from the annotation of a GenBank genome assembly. NCBI's taxonomy places the organism in Eukaryota, Dinophyceae, Suessiales, Symbiodiniaceae.